GUGGGGCUACCGAAGAGCUACAGCGGACUACAGUGCAUUGAAUGUAUGGGCUUAUCGAAGUGUUCGCCUAUAAAAGAAAAUUAUCCCCGUUGAUGUCGGCAACGACCCCCAAGACCUCGACAACUCGGACGAGACAAUCCAGCGAGGCUAAAGAUCAGCCAGCUUGCUGCUACCUUUGCAAUACCACAUCCUGCAUCACCCUGUUCGGAAGCCUCCAUCACCAAUGUCGGCAAUACGCAUCGCCAGGGGCGCAUUGCGAUCCCGUGUCAAGCCAUGGUCGUCCGUCACCCUCACUCGCCUAGUGUCUCCACGAAGCUACCACGAGUCCGACUUUGAAACCUACAAAGAUUCCCGCCAGGAAAUGGAGUACUUCUAUGAAGUCGCAUCAAUCAUCUCAUCCAGAAAGCACAUCCCGCAAAUGCGGUUUAGCACUACGGGGGAGUUGGGAACGCUGCGGAGCGAGCUUGCCCAGAUCGCGCCGUCCUUCAAGAUCGCCGCCGAUAACGUGUCUAUCUUCAAGACCCCAUCUUGCUUUUAUGAGACCCUACUAGCCAGGAUUCGCAACGCCAACCGCAGAAUAUUCCUGUCUACUCUCUACAUCGGCAAGGAUCAACAUGAACUGGUUGCCACACUCCAAAACACUCUGCGCCAAAAACCCGGUGUGCGGCUGGUUAUCCUCACCGACGCCUUACGCGGGACGCGGGAGGCCCCUGAGCCCUGCUGCGCAUCCCUCCUUGCUCCUCUUGUUGCCGAAUUCGGCCUCGGCCGGGUCCAGAUUCGCAUGUACCACAGCCCCAAUCUUACCGGCCUGAAAAAGAUGAUUAUACCCAAGCGCAUCAACGAGGGAUGGGGUCUGCAGCAUAUGAAGUUCUACGGAAUGGACAGCGAGGUUUUUCUCACUGGGGCGAAUCUUUCCACCGACUACUUCACCAAUCGCCAGGAUCGAUACCACUUGUACCGUUCGGCGGAGAUGGCAAACUAUUUCUGGGACUUCAUCCAUACCGUCUCGUCGCUGAGCUUCUGGGUACUCCCCUCCGACGAUGCCUCCGGGUUCCGCCUCGAGUGGCCGUCGGACAACGCGGUUCCGAAUCCUCUGGAGCAACCCGAAGAAUUCGUCGAGAAGGCCACACCUAUCAUGCAUGCGGCAGUAAAACCCCACGCUGGCCAACGAGAUUACCGUUACCCCCGAGAUGAUUGUGAUUUUGAGACACCCGUCCGAGACACGACCGUACAUAUCACCGGCCAGUUUUCGCAACUGAUGAAGCCCGAUACGUCGACCGAGCUACCGGCAAUCACCUACCUCUUGAAAAUGCUGACUGCCCCUCGGUACGCCCGCUCGUCGUGGACAUUUACCGCGGGGUACUUCAAUCCGGCUCCGUGGCUUACGGAUCUCCUCCUCGCGACGACUUCGCAAAAGAGUGUGGUUAUCGCGGCUUCCCCGUAUGCCAACGGUUUCUACAAGUCCUCGGGCGUCUCGGGGCUUCUUCCCGAUGCAUACACUUUCCUUGCUGGGAAGUUCCUCCGUGCGGUUAAAGACCAGAACAAGGGUUCCGCCGUUACCCUCCAAGAAUGGCAAGACGGAACGGUUGGUGAGCCGGGCGGGUGGUCGUACCACGCGAAAGGCUUGUGGGUGACUCUCCCCGACGAAAGGUGGCCGGCAAUCACUCAUAUCGGGAGCUCGAACUAUACGGAGCGCAGCUACUCGCACGACCUCGAGGUCGGUGCUCUGAUCGUCACGGACUCUACGGAUUUGAGGCGGCGAUACGGUGCGGAGGAAGAUCAUCUGAAAGCCAAAGCUACCCCGGUGACCCUCGAGGACUUGGAAAAGCCCGAAAGGCGGGUUGGAUUACAGGUUCGUACUGCGAUGUGGAUUGUUAAUCUUGUCGGCGGCGCGCUGUAGCGCGUUCGCCUCCUAACCUUUGUCAUGUUGGGCGAUCUAACCACGAGUCACAUAGGCUUGAUCUUUCAGCCUGACCGGGACGGUGGAUGCCGGAAUGCCCAUACGUGAGUACGUGUGAAGCUUCGCUUCGAUCAGCGCUAGGCGCGCUAUGGAAAACGUCGCGGUCAACCGAGCACCUCUCCUGGCCACCAAGGCAGCGGGAAUGGCUCCGCAAACCCUUUUAUCGUCUCACAAUGAUACCCAUUAUAGAUAGUGAGAUACGUGCCGUAUUUAGACGUGAUUUUACGAACAAGUCCCGUCCCCCUAUUUCUCACUAGUAGGCCAUCACUAGCACUGGACGGGAUUCCCCCCGGAACCAGCGAGACUGGGCCGGACCAUAACACAAAGCAGUGCAUCCGCGAUGCGUUUCCAGGUAAGGAGAGGACAAGACUGCAGAAGGCCAUUCACGAUCUCCGCAGGCGCGUAGGGCUCAUCUCACCAACGUAAC
Molecule: messenger RNA, 2387 nt
Organism: Durotheca rogersii
Lineage: Eukaryota; Fungi; Ascomycota; Sordariomycetes; Xylariales; Xylariaceae
Exons: 4
Coding region: 224-1900 (558 amino acids)
Biological process (GO): cardiolipin biosynthetic process
Cellular component (GO): mitochondrion
Molecular function (GO): CDP-diacylglycerol-glycerol-3-phosphate 3-phosphatidyltransferase activity
Source: RefSeq, a predicted model, not a curated record